Messenger RNA from Bufo bufo (common toad), 1936 nucleotides. RefSeq names its product transmembrane protein 106B (gene TMEM106B). Lineage: Eukaryota; Metazoa; Chordata; Amphibia; Anura; Bufonidae. The record is from RefSeq and is a predicted model, not a curated record. The transcript is spliced from 8 exons. The coding region runs from base 134 to 949 and encodes 271 amino acids.
CCGUGCGCCUCCCCGUAGUGUGUGACGUCACCAGGAGAGGCCUUCUUCCAUAACAGAGAGAGAGAGCAGCACCGAGCAGCUGAGGAGACGGAGAAGACACACCGACGGCCAGAGACCCCCGUACAUCUCCACUAUGGGGAAGUCGUAUUCUCGCAUGACGCAGCACGCGCCGAAGGACGGGAUGAACAAUGGCGGUGUAUCCUCUGACGACACCAGCGCUCUCGUUCAGUCAGACACUCACGAGGACGGCAGGAACGGAGAUGUUUCCCAUUUCCCAUAUGUGGAGUUCACCGGGAAGGACAGCGUGACCUGCGCCACCUGCCAAGGAACAGGACGCAUCCCAAGAGGUCGGGAAAAUCAGCUUGUGGCUCUGAUCCCCUACAGUGAUCAAAGACUGCGCCCCAGAAGAACGAAGCUGUACGUCACUGUAUCGGUCACUGUUUGCUUGCUCCUUUCUGGACUGGCGGUAUUCUUCCUGUUCCCGCGCUCAGUGGACGUGCAGUAUGUUGGCGUUAAGGCCGUCAUCGUGACGUAUGAUGAGAGCGGGCCGUCUGUGUAUCUUAACAUCACAAACACAUUGAAUAUAACCAACAACAACUUCUACCCUAUAGAGGUGGAGAACAUCACCGGACAGGUGCAGUAUUAUAAAACCGUCAUCGGGAAGUCAAAGUUAAACAACGUAACCAAGAUCGGGCCCCUAGAUACAAAACAAAUUGACUACACCGUCCCUACAAAAAUCGGGAAGGAGUUUGACUACAUGUACACAUACUGCACGCUGCCAAGUAUUAAGGUUCAUAACAUUGUGGUGAACAUGCAGGUAACGGUGACCAUUUCGUAUCUGGGUCAUCCGGAGCAGUUGUCCCAGGAAGUCUACCAGUACGUGGACUGCGGCGGUAACGCUACCUACCACCUUGGCCAGUUAAGCCGCUCCAUCUUCAAGCAUGAAUAACGUCUGAGGUUGGAGAAGAGACGCGAGCGGUGUCGGGUUUUUCGCAGCCGCGUGUUCGGUUUGGCUGUUUGAGUUGGAGCAGGCGGCUUUUCUUGGUGCAUCUAGACUAGGAUCUAACCCUGAAAUCCAUGGCCGAGGCUUUCCAUUCACAGGUCAUAUGGUGAGGUUCGUACCUCGGACCCCGCGUACAACAUAAGUGUGUGUGUAUAUAGUAACAUGUUCUCUGUGUCUUAGCAGUGCGGUAACAUAGUAACUAUAGUCAUGGUUUUACUUUUUCUUUUUAACUAUUCUUUAUCAUUUUAGUUCUUUUCUAGGUUUUAUGACGGCACGGAUAUAAUCAUUUUUUUUUUUUUUUUUUUUUUUUUCUUUUUAUGCUUUUUGUUUCCUAGGAACACGUCUUAUGUUCGCUUUCGAACAUUAGAGCGUACGGCAAAAAGAUCCAUUAAUAUGGGUUAUUCGGUUUUUUUUCUACCGUUUCUUUGUAACAUCUUUAGGAUCUCUUCUUGAGAAAGCUGGGUGACAACCAAUAUGGCUGCUUUUGGGGAAUUUUUUUAUAUUUUUUUUUUUUUUUUGUCAAUGUUGCCAUCCUGGCCCUAUAGACAUAACUUUUCACUGCCAACGACAUAAAUGCCGCCUGCUUUCCUUGCAGCGUUCUGACAUUGAUGUAUGAUUCCCUUGAGGCCUUUGCACCAUCUACUAUACUGCUCUGUACUUAAAGGAGAGGUAUAUAAUUAGGAAAACAUGGCCUCUACCAUUCUUGUAUGUGGGCUGUUAGCUGCAGUACUGGACACGGCCAUAGAUUAGAGUGGCGCUGUUUCCUAACGAAAACAGACAUAUUUUUUUUUUUUUUAUUAUAUACAAGCCCCCUCUAAAUGUUCUGGGUUACGCAGUGAUGGACCCCCUCCACCAAAGUAAUUCAUCAUGAAGCAGGCUUACCAUUCAGGACCCUGGGAGCUGUAAUAUUACCCAUUUUGGAUGCCAACCAGA